This is a messenger RNA of Paraglomus occultum, 378 nucleotides long. The record is from the annotation of a GenBank genome assembly. Lineage: Eukaryota; Fungi; Glomeromycota; Glomeromycetes; Paraglomerales; Paraglomeraceae.
AUGGUCCUAAAAAUUGAGCCAUUGGUGGCUGCUCUUGCUGCCAUUCAAGAGGCUUAUCCGAAUAGUUGUCUUAUCUUACUUUCUCCCCAGGGUAAAACUUUUACUCAAAGUGAUGUGCCACGGUUGCUUAAUCAGGCCCCUAACUUACAAAUAUCAAUCGGCGAUUUUAUUACCAUGGGUGGGGAAAUACCGGCUUUGGCAAUUACCGAUGCCUUAGUUCGGGCCAUUCCCGGUGCUAUUCAGCCUGAAUCUUAUCAGCAAGAAACAUUCCAAAACUCCCAGUUAGACUUUGCUACUUACACCCGCCCUGAGGUAUUUGAAGGCUUAAAAGUUCCCUCGGUUUUAUUGUCGGGAAAUCACAAGGAAAUCAAUGAAUGA